CACGCUCAGACGCAUGCGCAGUGACGAAGGCGGCACAUAUAGUCUGUGAUACAAAUUAAACUAACGCCGAGCUACAGAAAACAACAAAGACAACAGACUUUGUUGACUCCGGUUCGGGCUAACACGCAGCUAACGCACCGGCUGGGCGGUGUUUAGCUGUGUUAGCGGUGUUAGGAGGCAGUUCGGGUGGAUGUUUAGGUUGUGUGUUUUCUCCUCAGUGGUUUCCAUCACUAAACUGUGAAAGCAGAGCGCCACAUGGAGGCGGUGCUGAAAAACCUGUCGAGCACGGUGGAGCUGCUGGCCGUGGCGGCGAACAGCGGUGCGGCGAACAGCGGUGCGGUGGAGCAGUGGGACAAACACACCAUGUCCAGGGCGUUUGAUUGGGCCCGGUACUGUGAACACGUCCACUCCAGGUUCCACAACAACCCCGCAAUAAGGAGGGUCAUGGAGCAGCAGCUGGAGCUCACAAAUCGGAGUUUACAAGAUGUCAUCCCUGGAUAUACUGAGGUCUCCUUCUCGGAUCUGCCCCGACUCCAGCACUUGUUGCUCAUCGGACUGUUAAACAAUCCUGAACUGCCCAUCUCACUCAUAAAGAUGCUCUUUGACACAAGGAGUCCCCUAGACAACAUGCAGAGUGAGUAUCAGGAUGUCACCGGGCUCUGCAGCCACAUUAUUCGGUGCAAAGCUGCUUGUAAGGUCCUGAGUCCCCUCACUGAUCUGUCAGCUGCUGGUGCUGAGGUGCAGGGACGGAUGCUGAUGGAAAGACUCGGUGCUCUGCUGAGCCGAGGCAGCGACACACGACCAGCAGAGCACUUUUUAGGCUGUGUCCUCCAGGGAUGUCAAGGAGCAGGGCGACAAUUCUGUUUAGUCAUCACUGCGGCUCUGCUGACAACAAAAAACUCAGCUGCACAAACUGCUCCACGAGAAUUCCUCUUGGACUGGCUGCAGAAUAAACACAGUGUGCUGCAGAGUUUGUGUUCUGCACUCCCUGCCACACUCCUUAUAGACCUGGCAAAAGAGCACAAUAAAUUUAGAGAUGCAUACUGUGACGUACUGAAAAAAUGGGCCUCGGAUAUGGAGUACUGCAUAAGUGAGGGUGAGUGGGUUCAAACCAGCACAAACCCCACAGUGUCCUUUCACAAACUGACAGAGAAGUUUAUGGCCUUGUUCGAGGCCUGUCCUUCUCUGAGGGCGAAUACUGAAAAAGAGCUCAAAGCUUUGAAGAUUUCUGAUGGAGACUUUGAUGUCAAGGGUCUGAGUGUGUGGGGAGACCUUCUGUCUGCAUUAAACAUGUGACUGUCAGAUUUGGGAUUUUUUUCUUACAGCUGGGAAAAAUGGCCAAAAUGAUUGUGUAAAUGUUAAUGUAAUGUUUAAAUGUUCUGUGCAUUUUUGUCAGUGGCAGAGAGUACUAUAAAUGACUGAAAACUGAA
Messenger RNA from Amphiprion ocellaris (clown anemonefish), 1430 nucleotides. It is a transcript of the gene fancf, whose product is annotated as FA complementation group F. Bases 256 to 1296 code for a protein of 346 amino acids. Gene Ontology annotation, biological process: interstrand cross-link repair. The record is from RefSeq and is a predicted model, not a curated record. Lineage: Eukaryota; Metazoa; Chordata; Actinopteri; Pomacentridae. Gene Ontology annotation, cellular component: Fanconi anaemia nuclear complex. The transcript is spliced from 2 exons.